Molecule: messenger RNA, 918 nt
Organism: Medioppia subpectinata
Lineage: Eukaryota; Metazoa; Arthropoda; Arachnida; Sarcoptiformes; Oppiidae
Source: the annotation of a GenBank genome assembly
GACAUGUAUUUGUGAAUUGUAAUGACAGGUCUAUUAACUUUCGUCAACUGUUGGGACGUGAAGUGGUCGACAAGAGUACAGGAUUUCUUCACAUAUGGAAAACUGUUGGCUUUGGUCACGAUUAUCAUAACCGGAAUCGUUCAGCUCUCCAAAGGACACACCGAGCACUUUACGUUUGAACAAGAUCCGGCUGUUCCUCAUGUCGACAUCACAACAAUAGCCCUAUCAUUUUAUUCCGGAUUAUUUGCUUACAAUGGAUGGAAUUACCUAAACUUUGUGAUCGAAGAGCUGAAGGAACCCCACAAGAAUCUGCCCAAAGCUAUAUUCAUAUCAUGUAUUUUAGUGACAGUUGUCUACACUCUCACUAUAAUUGCAUUCCAUUCGACUCUAAGUGUGGGCGAAGUGUUGGGCGCCGAAGCGGUGGCCGUCACAUUUGCUGAACGUUUGUACGGAUGGAUGGCAUGGAUUGUACCGGUGUUUGUGGCGAUGUCCACGUUUGGUGGCGUCAACGGAAUCCUAUUUACCUCUUCGCGACUCUUUUAUGCCGGCGCUGAACAAAAACAAAUGCCAGAAAUAUUGGCAAUGAUUCAGAUCAACCACUUAACACCGACACCCGCUGUGAUCUUUAUGUGCAUUCUAUCGCUUGUAUAUCUGGCCUCCAAAGACAUCUACGCUCUCAUCAAUUACGUGGGAUUUGCCACUUGGCUGGCCAUCGGGUUGGCUGUCGUUUGUCUUCCAUACCUGCGCUGGAAACAGCCAGAUCUUCCACGACCUAUUAAAGUGAACCUCAUUUGGCCCAUCAUUUACAUCCUCGGAUCCAUAUUCAUAACAGUGGUGCCAAUGUUUGCGGAUCCGGUCGGCACCGGCUUCGGCUGUCUAAUCAUAUUAACCGGAGUUCCCGUCUAUUUUAUUUUCAUC